This is a messenger RNA of Toxotes jaculatrix (banded archerfish), 1384 nucleotides long. RefSeq lists its product as uncharacterized. Lineage: Eukaryota; Metazoa; Chordata; Actinopteri; Toxotidae. The transcript is spliced from 2 exons. The record is from RefSeq and is a predicted model, not a curated record. The coding region runs from base 97 to 792 and encodes 231 amino acids.
CCCGAUGCGAGAAACGCAUCGGUGCCUCUGAAAGGUUGUUAAAUUCCACGAUAGAUAAAUAAUCAUCUUUAGGUGUAAUGGUUGUGGUUUUUCGGCAUGGAGGUAAUCGAAACAAUUGUGAUACAGAGUCCUGAAGUGGAAGGAAAGGAAACGGUCGUGUCCACCGUGGACGCCGAUAAAACCAAAGCAGAAUUUAUUUGGACACUGCAGGCUACAUGGCACCUUAUCAACAUCCGACUGGAAAUGGAUCAGGCUUUUGACCAGCCAGUUUGCAAGAAAAAGAAACUUUGGGAAAUGGUGGCAGAGAAGGUGAACGCCAAACUGAGGGAGUCAGAGGUCACAGAUGUCACCGUGAAGGCAUAUGAGUGUGAUCUCAAGUGGAGAAACAUGCUGGCCACGUACAGGAAGAACGCAGAGCGAGCCAAGAGGCUGGGGACGGCCAGUGUCCACUGGGAAUUCUUCAAGGCCAUGCACGAGGUCCUGGGCAAGAGCAGGGAGGAGAUCGAAGCCCAGCGCAGGGCCAAGCUCAGUGGGACGAAAGUGGGCAAGGCCAUAGCCAGCAAGAGGUUUACCCCUAUCCUCCCCACACCUCCUGCAGCGGCCACUCCCUGCUCUGCCCGGCCUCCACAGGACGUCCUACAGCUUUACAUGGAGCUGCAGGAGAGGAAGAUGAACAUGUGGGCUCAGCAGAAAGCCCUGGAGGAGAGGAAGAUAGAGGCCAUCAACAAUCUGGCCCAGGCCAUCUCCAGCCUAGCUCAGAAGAACAGCACACAGAUGUCAAAGGAGGCCUGAAGAGACGUGAAGUGGAUCUGAACGUCUUACCAAAAACUUUUGUGAUACUGCAGAGAGAAAAGUGUUUAUAGUUUAUGUUUGUAGACUGGUCAUGUUGGCACAUUUGAACUUUUACAGUUUAUAGAACAGUUUGGCCAGUCUGAAUUCUGUAGAGCUGAACUGAACAUAUUUCUGAAUAAAUGAAAACACUUCUGAAAAGGAGACAUAUACUCACAUAUAAUGCCCUGGGCAGUUCUCAUUUAUACUGCAUCAGAUUACAUGCCUCCUCAAAGCUGUUCUCUUCUGUUGGUUUUCCAGUGGAUGUAAUCCUCACUCAUUUUUAUACCAAAAUACUAUUUUUUAAUAGAGGCACCAUAAGGACACAGUAAAGAGCAAUGAUAUGAUCACGAUCAUUCAUAUUUUUCAGUGAAAACAUUACAGCUUAUUUAUACUGAUAAUUAUUAUUCUUAAAUUGUAUUAAUAACUGUAUUCAUAGGCAUGUUGGUACUGUGUUAAUGUAUUAAUUAAAAUACACUUUAUCAGACAGUAUGAACAACUUCACAAUGUGAUGUGUUCCACUAAACAACCCUGCAAUAAAUAUUACCUUUGUGAA